Molecule: messenger RNA, 897 nt
Organism: Vanessa atalanta (red admiral)
Lineage: Eukaryota; Metazoa; Arthropoda; Insecta; Lepidoptera; Nymphalidae
Product: protein transport protein sec31-like
Exons: 3
Coding region: 53-796 (247 amino acids)
Source: RefSeq, a predicted model, not a curated record
GGAUUAAAACGAGUACAGACAUAUCGGUACUCUGAAGUCUAGUAUCUCCGAGAUGAAGGUUAUUGUGCUGUUAAUGUGUGCGGUAGCCAGUACUUCGGCUGGCAAUGCAGUCGCGUGGCCGGGUGCGAUACCGCUCACGCGAAGUGAAGUGAAGACUAUUAUACCGCCCCAAAUACAAGGGUUCGGAUAUUCUUCGAGUCAGUAUAUAAAUGCGAUUCCAUCAGCACCAAUCGGCUAUCAUCCACAACUGAGCUAUCAAAUUCCUCUGCCAAACUAUCAGCCCGUCGUAAGCGCUUCAUACUAUCCUAACGGCUUUGUCUAUCCUUCUUUGGUUCCUGCUGCACCUAUUGCUCCUGGUUUCCCCAUUUCCCCAAUUGGAGCUAUCAAUCCCGUCGCCCCAGUUGCUCCUAGUCGACCACCAGCACAAAGCCCAGGACUCACAACAGAGCAACCCGCUGGUGAUGAAGAUACAGCCGUAAUUGAAUCAGCAGAUUCAUCAUCUAAUCAGCAACAAUCAUCUCAACCGCAGUUACCACCUAACUUUUCACAAACAUCCUUGGACUCAAAAAAUAUGCCACAAUACCCUCAGAUACCUGGGGCCUCUCAACAAUUUCCAUUUUAUCCACAAAUCCCACAAUUCAUUCAACCAGGCUUCAAUUUUCCUCCUCAACAAUCAGGAUUCCAACAGAAUCCUUCGUUUCCUCAAGAGUCUUCGCCAGCUUCUAGUUUUCCCGCUGCUGAUAACACAGAUAAGGGUCUCGUUGACGACGACACGGUAACCGUAGAUUCUGCGUAAUAUAAAAUAAAAUAGCAUAGUUCAAUUUCCUAUUUUUUUACAUUCAUGCUUGUUAAAUUUGGCAUGUAAGCUGUCGUAUAUUAAAAUAUAUCUUUUAUAAA